Mycena indigotica is the source of this 3222-nucleotide messenger RNA. RefSeq names its product ARM repeat-containing protein. The record is from RefSeq and is a predicted model, not a curated record. The coding region runs from base 1 to 3222 and encodes 1073 amino acids. The transcript has 13 exons. Gene Ontology annotation, biological process: protein import into nucleus. Gene Ontology annotation, cellular component: nuclear envelope; cytosol. Lineage: Eukaryota; Fungi; Basidiomycota; Agaricomycetes; Agaricales; Mycenaceae. Gene Ontology annotation, molecular function: small GTPase binding.
AUGUCCUCAGUCUCAGAGCUCGCACAAUGCCUCAGGGCGACACUUGACUCUAAUCCCAACGCCAGAAUCGCUGCAGAACUCAGAUUGACUGAGCUACUUGCCCUUCCAGGCGCGUGUCACCUUAUUUCACUACGCGUUCUGACGCGUCUAAUAGAUGCUGGUCUUGCUCUUUCAUCCCUUACGGUCUCACAGGAUAUAGACAUGUCACUUCGCCAGAUAAGUUGUUCAAAGUAUCAUAUCCACGAAAAGCGUCUUGAUCGUGUAUUUUUCGACCAGCACUCUGCAAGCAUUAUGCUGCGUAAAUACGUCACCGAGCGCUGGUCUCCAUACUUUGCAUCUUUCAAAGGAUCACCUCCAUCGCCCGAGUCAAAGACCCAAAUUCGCGCUGCUGUCUUCCAAGGCCUCUCGGAUCCAGACCGAAAAAUUCGAACUCUCUGCGCCCAUACUCUAUCGUCUAUCGCUAGUUGCGACUGGCCUGACGAGUACCCUGACCUAUUAUCUUCCCUGAUCAACCUUAUUUCUUCCGGCUCUGCGGAUUCCGUCCAUGGCGCAAUGCAAGUCUUCACCGAGUUCAUCAAAUCAGAUUUGACGGAAGACCAAAUUUUGCCCGUGUUGCGUGAUCUAUUGCCUGUGUUGCUUUCGAUUCUUGGGGCUCCAGAAGUCCACACGGCUGCUACGCGCUCACGGACAGUGUCUGUGUUCAAUCAAUGCGUAACUUCGCUGUAUAUGGUGAAAGGCCAGCAUCCACAAGCUGUCAAGGAGGCGAUUGCUAGCAUACUUCCCAUCUGGCUCGAAGCUUUCAAGGUGCUCUUAAGUGCCAAUGUCCAACAAGAUAUCGUCAACCGACCAGACUGGGAUGGACUUGCCGUUCGCAUCCAGGUCUUCAAGGCGCUCGAUACAAUCAACACCUCCUUCCCUCGUGCGCUGACGCCAUAUCUCAACGUGUUCUUGCAAACUGCCCUGGACCAUCUCAACUCCCUUUUCCCUACAUUCUCCCAAUAUUACGUUUCAUCUACUGAAUCUGCCCCGCGCUCAUCGGAAAACGAGCCCAUAGAGCUCCCUCAACUGAUAUGUCCAAUUUUCGAUUUUACCGGUGCAAUCACAAGAGGUGGACGUUGCAAAGAGUGGUUCGAAAACGGAAAUCUUGCCCCCCUGAUCUCCUCAGUCUUCAAUUUUCUUCAGAUCACGCAGGAGGACGAAGAGACAUGGGCGACCAAUCCGAACGCAUUCGUCGCGCAGGAGGAUGACGAGACACAAGCGUAUAGCGUUCGUGUUGCUGGAUUUGACCUGUUAUCCUCCUUAAUCGACCAAACCCGCACCCAUACUGCCGCAGCGUUCCAAAGCACCAUUCAAGUAAUUAUCAACGCUUCGCAACAAGCGAGGGAAGCUGGUUCCGAUAACUGGUGGAAACCUCUGGAAGCAGGACUUGCUGCCAUUGGAUCGCAAGCCGAAGCUGUCGAAGAAUGUGUCGAGGAUGAACAAGAUGCAGGUCGACCCAAACCGAUCGAUAUCGAACUCCUUCUUAGUGACAUUAUUCCAUCUGUCCUCAGUCUUUCCGAGUUCCCGUUCUUGCAAGGCCGCGGUUUCGUGUUUGCCAGUCAAUACGCUAAACUGCUCCCGGUGCAACUAGCGGGGCAAUACAUCGAGGCUGCCAUUCAAGUGAUCGAGGCGAGUUCAGCAGGUGUGCCUGUAAAGAUAUCUGCCGUCAGGGCGGUCCACAAUUUCUUCCAGGGUGCUAACGACGGACCCACUCUAUCACCCUUCGCGCCGCGGAUCGCUAAAGAUUUGGGACCAUUCCUCCUCGCAACAUCAGACGACACCCUGUCUCUCGUUCUCGAAACACUCUCAGUCAUCAUCACCGUCGACAAAGGUCGUUGGCUGACCGAAGACCUCGCCAGUUCAUUGGUUUCCGCAAUCCUUGAAGUUUGGACCAGCAACAACAAAGACCCCAUCUUUUUGUCAAACGUCGACAACAUCUUGACUUCUUUGGCAUCCUCGGAAGCCGAUGGGAUAUACCAAAUUGUUGUGAAGCAGGCGCUGCCUAAUCUAUGCCAGGCAAUGACUGCUGCCUCGCUCAAUGAAUCCUACAUUACCGCCUCGGCCAUUGAUCUCGUCAGCAGUCUUGUUUCUGGCGCUUCUGAGGGGGCUCUUGGAGAUGGCUUCUUCGCUGUUCUGGCACCCAGUCUGUUCAAGUGUCUGGGGGAAGCAGAAGACAGGGAUGUUAUUCAGAACGGAAUAAGAUGCCUCACCUUAAUCAUCCGCAAAGACUGCCCACAACUUCUGGCCUGGUCGGACUCCGGCCGAACCGGACUCGAUGGUGUACUCGCACUUAUCGCACGGUCGCUCGACAGCCAAGACGAGUCUGGCGGGCUUGUCAUCGGUGACCUAAUCAUCCAUCUUCUCCGGCGCGCAGGCGACUCCGUCCUUCCCGUCCUCCCGCAGCUCCUGCAAGCCAUGAUCAGCCGCAUGCGCACCGCCAAAACCGCGACCUUCCUCCAAAGCCUCGUUGUGCCAUUCGCGUUCCUCAUCAACAACCAACGCGACACAGUGCUCGACCUGCUCGAGUCGACCAACAUCGAUGGCCGAUCCGCACUGGACAUCGUCAUCCAGACAUGGUGUGAAAACGCGGAGACGUUCCAGGGCUUCUGGCCGUCGCGGAUCAGCACGAUGGCGCUCUGCCAGCUGUUCGUUUCGGAAAGACCGAGUUUGCAGGGGCUGAUGGUCAAAGGCGACAUUAUUGUCAAGCCUGAAACUGAAAACGUCAUUAUGACAAGAUCCCGGACAAAAACUACUCCCCACGAAUUCAGCUCCAUCCCGUUCCCAGUAAAGGCUCUGAAGUUAUUACUGCACGAUGUCCAAGCUGGCGGGGAAUCUGCCACCAUUACUGCACAGGGUGACACCUUCGAUGUCGACUCUGACGACGGGGACGAUGACUGGGCAGACGAGGACAAAGUGGGGAACCACAAGGAAGACGAGUUCGCGUACUUGUCUGACUUGAUUGGGCCUCGCGGGGUGGCCUUCGACAACGACGACAUCUUGGAGCAGGACGACGAUGAGGAUCUGAAGAAAGAUCCCGUGUCCACGAUGGACAUGCAAGCCCAUUUGCACUCUUUCUUCCGGGAGUGUGCGGCCCGAAACACGUCCAACUUUUCUGCGCUGGUGGAUCAGAUGAGCGCGGAAGAAACGCUCGUUAUCCGAAGGGUUGUGCAAGAGUCCAACUAA